This is a messenger RNA of Macaca mulatta (Rhesus monkey), 3805 nucleotides long. RefSeq names its product cilia and flagella associated protein 126 (gene CFAP126). Gene Ontology annotation, cellular component: ciliary basal body. Gene Ontology annotation, biological process: cilium organization. NCBI's taxonomy places the organism in Eukaryota, Metazoa, Chordata, Mammalia, Primates, Cercopithecidae. The record is from RefSeq and is a predicted model, not a curated record.
UACAAACUGGUGCAAUGUAUUUCAAUGGUAAUUUGACAUUAUCUACUUAUUUUAAACGCACAAACCCGUUUGACUUUGCAAUGUACUUUAAAAAAUUUAUCCUACAGAUCACAUAUGUACAUAAAAAUACAUACAUAAAUGUUCAUAAAGAUACACAGGGAUUUUUCAUUACAGCAAUGUCCUUAAUAGCAAAAGACUAUAAAUAACCAAAAUGGUCAUCCAUAUGGGUCUGAAUAAACUAUGGUGCAUCCCAAAAUGGAAUACUAUAUUAUGAUAAAAACAUAAUCCCCAAGAUAGUCAAAAAAGCAAAUCAAAAAGCAAUGUGGACAGCUCUCUCAUUACUGUUUGUAUGCAUAGGAUAUUUCUGGAAGGAGACACAAGAAAUGAAUAACAGUAGUUGCCCUGAGGAGCAAGACUGAGAGUUGAAAUCAAAUGGAGAUUUGCUUUUCACUGACCUUCCUGUAAACAUGAAACUUUUUUCCAUGUACAUUACUUUUGCAGUUGAACAAAAACUAGUUAACUUUUAAAAAUGAGUAUAGUCAUCAUUUAUCAUUACAUCCCUAUCAGAAAAGCAGAAGGAGGCAUACCAACUGAAAAUUCUAAGAGAAAUAAUGCUAGCCUAUCACUGCAGCUUAAAGGGCCAAAAUGGAUGUCCUAAAGCAAAGAUAGUCUUUGGUCCUUAAAGAACUCUUCUGUCUUCCACUCCUCUAGACAGUGAUAAGAACCACAGGGACUAAGCACAUGAGUUAUCUUUCGAGAUCUCACAUUAUCCAGGUAUUAACUCCAGAGCCUCUAAAACAAGAGCUGUUCUUCCCUCCAUCUGCAGAAGCAUAAGAGUGCACUUAUACUUGGUGUGUUGGUUUAAGAUGAGGAUUUUGGGGGAAGAAUGAAGAGAAGGGACUGAUGGACACAUUUUGUGUUUUUUUUUUUUUUUUUUUUUUUUUUUUUUUUUGAGAUGGAGUCUCGCACUGUCACCCAGGCUGGAGUGCAGUGGCGCGAUCUCUGCUCAUUGCAACCUCCGCCUCCUGGGUUCAAGCAAUUCUCCUGCCUCAGCCUCCCAAGUAGCUGGGAUUAGAGGUAUGUGCCACCGUACCUGCCUAAUUUUUGUAUUUUUAGUAGAGACAGGGUUUCUCCAUGUUGGCCAGGCUGGUCUCGAACUCCUGAUCUAGUGAUCCACCUCCCAAAGUGCUGGGAUUGUAGGCAUGAGCCACCAUGUCCGGCCUGGAUCUACUGUAUAAUGCUCUCCUGGUCCUAAUGAUAUCUUUGGGCAACUUAUUUCUUUGUUUUUCCCUUUCAUCUUGACACCUUAUAUAUAAAUUCACUUUACAAUUCACAAAGCACAGUUCUGCUUACUCAUUAAUUCUCCUAGCCACCUCAUAGACUGGUAUUACAAUACCAUUUUAGAUGAGUUUCAGAGGGGUUUCCUUGUCCCACAAAUAUUAGUCUCAUGUCCUGGCACCCCCCGUUGAAGUCUCCAAACCUGAUGUUUUCUACUCUGUGACUUUCUCUCUUCAUUCCUGCUCAAUCUCCCUGCACCAGCACCCGAUUCCAUUUUAUUCCAGUCAACACAAAACACCUGUGUUCUUAUGUGCUGUGAUUCUAAGACAGUGACAGAGGAAAUUAUUUAAGGACCAAGGACAGGAUAUGUUUUUCCUUCUGGGGACAGAUUUGAGCUAGUUGCUUUUUAAAUAUUGUUCCUUUGUUAUUCUGCCUGAUAAAGUAGAGGGCCUUAUAAACAGGAUCUCACCAGUAUUGAAUACCUACUAUGCUAUGAUGUUGUCAAGACACUUUAUUCAUUUUAUCUCACUUACCCUGUAAAAGCAGGCUCUAUAAUCUCCACAAUACAAAUGAGUUGAUAGAAAUUUAGUGAAGACAAGUCAGUUGUUUACUGUCAUAUAGCUCCUAUGUUCCCAUGUUGAAUAAGGAUUCAAACUCCAGUAUCUGGCUCUGCAUCCUGUGGUACAUUACACCAUGUUGUCCAACAAACAUAGCUCUCAGGGUUACAUCGUUUGUUAAAGUGGUUAAAAACCCCAAUCAAAGGCCACGUGGAAGUUCUUAAGCAGGGGUAGGUUAUGCCAGAAAAAGAGUAGCUACUAUUCAGCUAAUUUUCUCAUAUUUACCCAGUCUUUCCCGUCUCUAAAAUAAAAAUGAAUCUAAGUUCCAGAGAAAACAAAUGGGGGCAGUGUGAACCAAGGAAAUGAAUAAUAAUAAGCAGAAGGGAAAGGCAGCCUCUGCUGAUUGGGAGGUAGUCCCAGGAGGUCCGCCUUCUGCAGUUGCCAAGCAACGAGUGUAAACAGCACAAGAUCAUGGCCACUAACUACAGUGCCAACCAGUAUGAAAAGGCUUUCUCAUCCAAGUAUCUGCAGAACUGGUCUCCGGCUAAGCCAACAAAAGAGAGCAUCUCUUCUCAUGAAGGCUACACUCAAAUUAUUGCCAAUGAUCGUGGUCAUCUACUGCCUUCUGUGCCCCGUUCCAAGGCAAAUCCUUGGGGUUGCUUCAUGGGCACCUGGCAAAUGCCUCUGAAGAUACCCCCUGCUCGGGUGACCCUGACCUCCCGUACAACUGCUGGUGCUGCCUCCCUCACCAAAUGGAUACAGAAAAAUUCUGAUUUACUCAAGGCCUCCAAUGGGCUGCGUCCUGAAAUCUUAGGCAAGCCCCAUGAUCCAGACAGUCAGAAGAAACUCAGGAAGAAGUCUAUCACAAAGACUGUACAACAAGCACUAAGUCCAACCAUAAUUCCAAGCUCCCCAGCUGCCAACCUCAAUUCCCCAGAUGAUCUCCGAAGCUCACACCCCUCUGCAGGUCAUACUCCAGGUCCCCAAAGCCCAGCCAAAUCCUAAGAGCCCACCUGGAAGUCCACGUAUGCUAGAACUCUGGGCAGGGCCUAAUCUAGCUGAGGUCCAGAAAUACAAACCUGGAAUUUCAUAUGGACCAAGUGGCCACAUACUGAAAAACCUGUAUAGCGACCGAGUGAAAUAAACAAGAGCCCCCAGUCAGAACUGUGAAACAGGGAAAUUUUGGGGUGGGAGUAAAAACAAAUUUGGAAAAUAAACUUUUUUUGUUGAAUCUUUUACGAAUCUGGAUUUUCCACUCUUGCUAUGGCUGCCUCUUGUAACCCAAUUAGGAGAAGGAAGGUGGGGGAAAAUAAAGCAGGGAAAAGAACAUACAGUGGUUUGGGUGGAACACAUUUUUACAAGAAUUGAGUCAGUUAUACUCCAGAAAUGACCAAGAGAAGGUUGGUCUGAAUCAUGGAAAAAGGGUAGAACCUCAAAGAACCAGUCCCUCAACCCUAUCCACUUAUUUUUUAUCCUAAGCAUGCACAACUAACAACUACAAAAUCAGAAGUAGAAUUGUUGAGUAGAGUAUGUAUAUGUGUGUUUGGAGAAGGUGGGGAAGAAAAGGUAGGGAAAACCAAAGUAGAAGAUACUAUGCUUUUGUAAGACUUCCUAUCUAAGCCCAAGUACAAAUAUAGUUUGAAAAUUGAAGAUAUUAAAGUGAUUGGAAGACAGACAAAGAAAGAUGGUAAGUAGAAAUUUAAGGCAGAAUAACAAACAUGACGCUGUCACACCCCACCCACCCACUACCAUGCUUCAAUCACCCAAAUGGUAGGAAACCACCAAAAAAUUCAACUGCCCUACCCAUUUUCCAGCCUGUAACAUCUGUUUAUCAUUGACCCCAUUUUACAUUUUCCUGGCACUGGCUGUUAAAUUCAAUGCCCUUGCCAAACCUUUCCCCAUACCAAUGACAAAGUGUUCUCUCAUGAUCACUUGUCCCUCAUUCCAAGGACAAAGUAGAGAACAGCUGG